AUGUCCUCCUUUAAAUUUGUGUAUGAAGAUAGUCAAGAAAAGAGUGUUAAUGAAGAUAGUUCUCAAGCUUUGAUUCAUAUAAUUGAUGAGGAUUAUCAUGGUCUUGAGACAAUAGCAACUCAUUCUCAAUUCCUUGAAUCAAGAAAUAGAGAUAGGAUUUCAGAAGUCUCAGAGAGUAAUCAGACAGAGAACCAAAACAUCAUCAAGUUUUUCAAGCUGAAAGAUGAGAAAUUGCUUAGUGCUAAGACUGCAGCAAAGCAAUUGAACAUAAGUGCCAGAGUGGCACAAUUUUGGGUGAAGAAGUACAAUGAAGACCCAGACAACUUGUUCAAUCAUGACAAGAAGGAAGAUACAUCUGUCUAUGUUAAAGACGUGAUGGACUAUUGCAUCUUAGUGUUUGGCAAUAUCAACGUGUUAAAAGAGACUGUCAGGAGGUUUAUGGCCAACAAAUGCAAUCUCACAUUGAAAAAGAUCUAUAAGCAGUCUGUAGCAAAGAACAGUGAAGAGAAUAUUGAGGCAAAAUAUAACUGGAUUCUGCAGAUGAAGAAAACAAGUGCCAACUACAUGACAAACUGUGUUUUCUUGGACAAGUCAGCCUUUGAUAUCAACAUGUGGCACAGAAGAGAAUGGUUCGAGAAGGGAAAGAAGGAAGUCACCACCACCCCAACCACCAGGUUCCACCCUCUUACCAUUUUUGGGGCUAUGUUGGCCAAAGGCCUUAUAUAUAUCAGCUUGAGGAAUCCUAAGUUCUGUAAGCAGUUCUCUUCUGCUGAGUCUGGCUCAAAGGGUACAGUGGCCAGACAUUUCUUUAUGUUUGUGAAAGCUGUCUUUGAUAAGAUAGAUAAGUAUGUCAAUAUGAAGGGGAACUUUCUGGUGAUAGAUAAUGCACCCAUCCACCAGAGUGCAGAUAUCAGUCUAUAUAUCUCCUCUAGGUGA
Messenger RNA from Phycomyces blakesleeanus NRRL 1555(-), 936 nucleotides. RefSeq lists its product as hypothetical. The record is from RefSeq and is a predicted model, not a curated record. NCBI's taxonomy places the organism in Eukaryota, Fungi, Mucoromycota, Mucoromycetes, Mucorales, Phycomycetaceae. Bases 1 to 936 code for a protein of 311 amino acids. The transcript has 4 exons. Gene Ontology annotation, molecular function: nucleic acid binding.